Molecule: messenger RNA, 734 nt
Organism: Toxoplasma gondii ME49
Lineage: Eukaryota; Apicomplexa; Conoidasida; Eucoccidiorida; Sarcocystidae
Exons: 2
Coding region: 402-734 (110 amino acids)
Source: RefSeq, a predicted model, not a curated record
CACAUGUGCAUGCGUAUGGGUAAGCGUGUCUACGCAUGCGUUUGCCUAUCGUGUGGACGCAGAUGCUGACCAGGAGAGCAUUUUACGGUUGCGCACACGCGCCCAAUGAUGGUGUGGUACAUGUAGUCGCGCAGCUAGGGAGACGCCCAAAGCUCCGACCUUUGCGCGAGCUGUUGAGGCAGAGGAAGGGAUCAGCAUAUGUUUUUUCUCACGCGUCCCCUGCGAUGGUUCUCUGUCUGGUGGCGACAUCUAAACGCAAACACCUUUGUCCGAAGGAGGAGAUGUCAUGUCAAAAGCUGUUUUCCCUUUUACUGAAGAGGUCACCCAUAUUGGCCUUUUUACAGUUUUUGUGAACGCUAGGGAGCUUCUGAUACUGCAGGAGGAUACCGUUUUUUCUGUACAUGGAGCUGCCAUCGAAUCGUGCCUGUGUGUCCGCCAGGCCAGCCUUGUCCUAUGUAGAUUCUGGUCAGACGCCCUCGACUGCGCUCCGUGACACGAGUAUGUACAGGAACAUGAUGGCGAUGAGCUACGCAAGUCGUGCAAACGCUUCUCGAGUUCGUUUUUCUCCUACUCAAACAAUGUUCUGUGCGAAGACAAGGUGCAAGAGCGAGGAGAACGAUUGUUGUUCUACUACACCUUCAAUGUCACGUAGACGGUGGACGGCCCGCCUUAGCAUCAAGCGGCCCGGAACACCCGUGCACGACGCAUAUUUGAAAAUGGUACACAAACUAUAG